AUGAUAAUCUACAAGGACAUUGUCACUGAUACUCGUGACGAAUUAUUAUCGGACAGUUUUAGCAUUAAGGAAAUCGACGGCGUUGUAUACGAAGUUGACUGCGCUAUGGUGGAAAUAGGCAAAAAUGGCACUGACGAAGACGGCUAUGCUAGGAAGGUCCUAAUGUCACUCAAGAAAAGGAAUGCUCCCGACGAAGAAGUUAUUACCUUCAAGAAGGGAGUACAAGUUCACACCAAGAGAAUUAUCGACAGCUUUAACGAUUGGGAGUUCUACACCGGCGAAUCCAUGGAUGUGGAUGGCAUGGUCGUUUUGCUUAGCUACCGCGAGGACGGUAUUACCCCUUUUGUUACGUACUGGAAGCAUGGUCUUGAGGAGAUGAAGGUCUAA
Molecule: messenger RNA, 387 nt
Organism: Penicillium canescens
Lineage: Eukaryota; Fungi; Ascomycota; Eurotiomycetes; Eurotiales; Aspergillaceae
Product: translationally-controlled tumor protein
Exons: 5
Coding region: 1-387 (128 amino acids)
Cellular component (GO): cytoplasm
Molecular function (GO): calcium ion binding
Source: RefSeq, a predicted model, not a curated record